ACCAGCUGACAUCCGGCGUCUUCCCGUCCAUUAGCCACCGAUACCCAGAGUCAACCAUAACGAUAUCCAGCUGCACUCGAUAUUUUCCUCAUGAAAAGCGCUUCCUGCUGAGUCGUCAACUCUACUGAAUGCAAAAUUUCAUCAUAUUCAUCAGAUGCAGGGCUCUGGCCCCAACUCCAGCAGCUGAAGCACACCAGUCCUGUCCUCCCUGCUCCACGUCCACGGCCUUCAUCCUCGCUGAGCCAUGACCACCCAGAGGGAUCUUGAUAUGGUGCACCUCCGCCUGAUCCUGGUCAGUGGCAAAACGCAAGACUUCACGUUCUCCCCGAAUGACUCGGCCACAGACAUUGCCAAGCAUGUAUUUGACAACUGGCCCGCAGGAUGGGAGGAGGAGAGGGUGAGCAGUCCCAGUAUACUGCGCCUCAUCUUCCAGGGACGCUUCCUUCAUGGCAACGUUACCCUGGGAGCUCUAAAGCUGCCACCGGGCCGGACGACCGUCAUGCACUUGGUUGCCAGAGAGACUCUUCCAGAACCCAACUCUCAUGGUCAAAGGAACAGAGAAAAAACCACAGAGAGCAACUGCUGCCUCCUCUUGUAAAAGCAACGGAAACGAACCCCCUCCCCAGCCCCAUCCUCUCACAACACACACACACACACACACACAUAAACACACACAUAAACAUGCACACACUCCCCCUCCGUUCUGUCCUGCCCGUCGUCCCGUCAGCUGCGACUCUGGAGUAAAUCGCAGGAAGUGUGUUUGGGGCCAUCACUCACUUUGGUUGAACUCCAAUCUGAGGCUUUUCUUCUUCUUUUUUUGUGCCAAUAUAUUCACUUUCUGCCCCCUCAAACUUUUCCUCUAUCGGCAUAAUUUGCUGUUGUUGCUCCUUUUUCGUUUGAAGAUCACGACAUCGAACAAUACCCCAACGCUCCCCCGCGGAUGUCUUCGCCGCUGGAGGGGUUUUAAAGAGCUGUCAUGUGUAGAGAAAAUGACCCAGGAACAGUCGCUCUUCGUGGAAACAGGAGUGCUAUAAAGGACAUGUGGGCUUUAACCCUUACCUACUAGUCACGUGGAUGUUUCCCCAGGUCUUACUGAAUGGUGUUAACCCUCUCAUUGCACUUAACCAGUCUGUUAAUUCUGAAGUGUUUAUUGUGUUUCAUCUUCUCUCCCCUCAUGGCUUCUUCUUCUUUUUUUUUUUUUUUUUUGUAGUCAGAUGAACAGACCUUAAUUGGUAGAAAACGUGCCAUCCUCCUCAUUGACUGUUUCUGCCUCUAACUAACUGAACCGUUCGGUCUGUAUCAGCACCGGUGGCCUUCGUGCCAUUUACCUGCAUCUGUUUGUUCUGGACCAAUGAGGAAAAGACUUUGAAUCAGGAAGAGGAAACACCUGAAGGGUCCACAAGAGACAGAGAAACAGACUCCCAGCUUGAAAAGAUGUAGAUUAGACGGAUCGCUUGGAGGCGUUUGAUUUUAUUGACUGUCGGUGUUGCCUGGUAACGGGAGCCGACAUGGCGGCCAGUUAAAUGCAGACAGAAGGAGCAGUAGAAGAAGAGAGGGAGGAGCGGCGGCUUGAAACCACCUCUACUGCUGGACGCUGACAACAAGGCAAAGGGGGGAUUUCUCCCUUUUUGGAUGAAGAGUUCAAAGGAAAGUCUUGGCGGCGUUUCACCUCCUUUUCAUUUGGAUGCUGUCUUUACUUCUUGUUUGCCUUUUAUCGUGGAAUUCAGUAAUAUCAUUAAUAUUGAAAUUUAAAUAUAUCGAUUUUUAUCUUGUGUAUAGGUAUUUGUUGAAUUUUAGCGCGGGUGAGUUUGUGUGCGAGUGUGUCUGAGGGUGUGUGAUGCACGUGGCAUUCUGUGUGAGGACUAGUGAGGGCAUGUGGUCGUUAAAAAUUCAAAGGUGGUGCACUGGGAGUGUUGAUGGGCUGCGGUUUCUUCAGAAACAGUCAGAAACCUUUUGAUUCCUUCCAUUGGGUGUCCUUUGGUUUGUGUUUUUGUCAAUCAGUGUCACUGCUAUGAAGUUUAGCUCAGUAUGAAUAAAUGUAAAAACUAAAAUGCAAUGUGGUCUACAUAAAAGCUUGUAUUAUAAAUUAAUAAAUCUUUACAUAAGGCAA
Amphiprion ocellaris (clown anemonefish) is the source of this 2110-nucleotide messenger RNA. RefSeq names its product ubiquitin-like 3b (gene ubl3b). Gene Ontology annotation, molecular function: protein binding. The transcript has 6 exons. The record is from RefSeq and is a predicted model, not a curated record. The coding region runs from base 245 to 598 and encodes 117 amino acids. Lineage: Eukaryota; Metazoa; Chordata; Actinopteri; Pomacentridae.